AGCGCUGGUGCUGCUGUCUGUUUUGCGGAGCGCCAUGUUUACACGAACAAAAGCGCCGAGUCCGCGCAGCAGAGCUCCGCUGAGCCGCGGCAGAAUGUGAGGAUAUUCCCGCAGCAGCUUUGACGGAGAGAAAGUGUGAGAGAGAGAGGAGAGGAGAGGAGAGACAGAGAGCAGCCAUGCCGUUUCCGAUCACAAAUCCGGUUCAGACGGCCCAGCAGACCCCUAAGCACUAUGGGAUCACGUCUCCCAUCAGCCUGGUCCUGCCGAAGGAAUUGGACCUGGUGCUGACACAGAAGCUGACGGAGGCUUUGAAGCCGUUUGGGGUGUUUGAGGAGGAGCUGGAGCUGCAGCGAAGAAUCCUGGUUUUGGGGAAAUUAAAUACACUGGUUAAGGAAUGGAUCCAUGAAAUCAGUGAAUCUAAGAAUAUUCCAGCAUCACUGAUUGAGAACGUUGGAGGAAAAAUAUUUACGUUUGGGUCCUACAGAUUAGGAGUUCACACAAAAGGUGCUGAUAUAGAUGCUCUUUGUGUUGCUCCUCGUCAUGUGGAGAGGUCUGACUUCUUCACCUCUUUUUAUGAUAAAUUAAAAGAGCAAGAGGAGGUUAAAGACUUGAGGGCUGUGGAGGAAGCAUUUGUACCUGUGAUUAAACUGUCGUUUGAUGGAAUUGAGAUCGACAUACUGUUUGCCCGGCUAGCACUGCAGACCAUUCCAGAAAAUUUAGACCUGCGAGAUGACGGUCUGCUGAAAAACCUAGACAUCCGCUGUAUAAGAAGCUUGAAUGGUUGCAGGGUCACAGAUGAGAUUCUUCACCUGGUGCCCAACAUUGAGAAUUUCAGGCUUACUCUCCGGGCAAUUAAACUUUGGGCCAAACGUCAUAACAUCUAUUCAAACAUCCUGGGUUUCUUGGGUGGUGUGUCAUGGGCCAUGCUGGUGGCACGUACCUGUCAGCUUUACCCCAAUGCUGUGGCCUCGACACUUGUCCAUAAAUUCUUCCUGGUUUUCUCCAAGUGGGAGUGGCCGAAUCCAGUUCUUUUGAAGCAGCCGGAAGACUGCAACCUCAAUCUGCCUGUCUGGGACCCAAGGGUGACCCCUAGUGAUCGAUACCACCUCAUGCCUAUCAUCACCCCAGCCUACCCCCAGCAGAACUCCACAUACAAUGUCUCUGUGUCCACCCGGAACAUAAUGGUUGAAGAGUUCAAGCAGGGCCUAGCCAUCACAGAUGAAAUAUUGCAGAACAAAGCAGAUUGGUCCAAACUAUUUGAAGCUCCAAACUUCUUUCAAAAAUACAAGCAUUAUAUUGUGUUGCUAGCAAGUGCGCCCACUGAGAAGCAGCACCUGGAGUGGGUUGGCCUUGUGGAGUCCAAGAUCAGGAUUCUAGUGGGAAACUUGGAAAAGAAUGAGUUCAUCACUCUUGCCCACGUGAAUCCACAGUCAUUCCCAGGACCCAAAGAAGGCAUUGACAAGGAGGAGUUCAGCACCAUGUGGGUCAUUGGAAUAGAUUUCAAAAAAAUGGAAGCGUCUGAACAUCUCAAUGUGGACUUGACCUUUGACAUCCAGUCCUUCACAGACACAGUGUACCGCCAGGCCAUCACCAGUAAGAUGUUUGAGCCUGACAUGAAAAUAACAGUGAUGCAUGUGAAGAGGAAGCAGCUUCACCAACUCCUGCCAGACCUGGUCAUUGUGAAGAGGAGAAAGCACUCGACAGAAGGUCUGCGUGGUAUGAACGACAGCAGCGUGGACUUGUCCCUGGACAGUGACAACAGCAUGUCCAUGCCCUCCCCGACUAGCACCAGCUCUUCUGCUGCUGUCAAGAGUGCUCACUCUGCCAGUACCCACGGUUCUGCAGGGACCACUGUCAGUUCAGAUUCACAGAGUAAAACGGACCCUUCGGGAGGCACGGCUCCUGUUGGAGCCCAAGGGACCACGGAUAACAGUGCCAGCACCCCUUCUUCUCUUGGUCCACCUGCUGGGAAGAGGCCAGGCUCAACACUCCAGUCUGAGAAGGAAAAGAAGCUCAAAGUAGAAGAGGAGUCUACCUCAGAAGAGAAAGCCACAGUGCAAAAAGAGGAACAAGCUCCAGUGGAGACGGAGGCCGCAGUGGAAGGAGAGUUGAAAAUGGAGACUGAAAUGACAGAACUGGGUGCAGACGAGAAGCCUCCAGCUCAGAAAAUGGCGAGUGCGGAUCUCUCUGAUGUCCCUCUCCUGCCAGCCAACCCCAUCCCAGUGCUGAAGAACUCCAUAAAGCUGAGACUCAGCAGGUAGAUUUGCUCAGGUCAUCUGCGUCUCUCUGGCCAGAUGAAAGGACCCACGAUGGCGUCAUGUUCCGUGCAAAAGCCGCCAACUGCCUCAGGUGCAGCCUGAACUCGAGAGGUGCAGUGCCCGGCUCUGACCACGAGAGGGCAGCGCUGCUCUUCCCUUAAAACACAACAACAGAAAAUAAACACACAGUCUCCAGCGGUUGUAAUUUACAGUCCUUUUUUCUUCAUGGAGAAAACAAUGAUGAAUACAUAUGAUGUCAUGCCCUUACAACCUCAUUGUACCAACUAAACAUGUUUGUGUGAGCACGUGCACAGAAAGCUUGUAUAUUCCCAUAGUCGCAUCUUACUCUCCGUGCAUAGAGACACAGACAUCUUUAAAUGAGUGUGCUUUCUGAUUGUGACUGUAAUGUUGCAUAUUUUAUUUUUUAUGCUGCAGUGGGUUGACUGAAUGUCGGUUCUCUUUUUUUUUUUUUUUUUUUUCAAGUUUUUUUGGGGGGACAUUAUGGUUUAAAAGGUGCUCAGAUGGCCGAGCUGUAUCUGGUUAGUCAGGACUAAUGAGAAUAGUAGUGCUUUAUAUUCAACUUGGGUGGAAUUCCGUUGAUGUGAAUGAAUAUCACUCAGUGAUGAACCUAAUUUGACCAAAUUAAUCUCUAAACUGAGAUUAUGCUAGUCUCAACAUCUGCUUUGCUUUGUUGCUUUGAAAUCAUCGGCAAGUGGUCUUUAUCAUGGGAUGCAAUUGGUAUUAUAUUCCUGUUUGCUCUUUAGUUCUUUUGAUCUCUGCUGGCAUUGUCUUGCUUCAUCCUGUAUAAAUUCAUUACAAUGAAACAAGGGAAAAUCUCAUUUAUUUGCUUUGAACCUUUCCUUCUUUUUCACUAACUUGAAAUCAGCGAUGCAUAUUCAAGUACGUUGAUCUAGCAUUAUGAGGACUUAAUCCCAAACAUAUGCUGUCGUAAGCUUCAGGAUAUCAGGAGACGCAGAUCGAAGAAGCACUAGUGUGUAAACUUGGAAAUUCGACGCUAGUUUUUGAGGCUGGGGAAAGAUUUAGUUGAUUCUUGAAAUGUGUUCUUGCUUUUCUUUUUCAAUAUUUUGCUGAUAUGUCAGUAGGUUUGUUUGUCUUAAUUAUAUGUGUAAAUCAUGUGGAGAUGCAGAACAGUAGCGCUGCCCCAAGAAUACUGUUAUUCCACUUCUCUUCACUGAAAACUUGGUUUCCAUAUUCAGUUGUCAACUUUACAUAGGCUUAUUUGUAAGGACGAGCUGUUGUACUUUUUCACAAAUAAAGGUCUAUAAAGUGGCAAAGAAAA
Molecule: messenger RNA, 3558 nt
Organism: Astyanax mexicanus (Mexican tetra)
Lineage: Eukaryota; Metazoa; Chordata; Actinopteri; Characiformes; Acestrorhamphidae
Gene: papola
Product: poly(A) polymerase alpha
Exons: 23
Coding region: 177-2261 (694 amino acids)
Cellular component (GO): nucleus
Molecular function (GO): RNA binding; poly(A) RNA polymerase activity
Source: RefSeq, a predicted model, not a curated record